Salarias fasciatus (jewelled blenny) is the source of this 1166-nucleotide messenger RNA. It is a transcript of the gene pcgf3, whose product is annotated as polycomb group ring finger 3. The coding region runs from base 201 to 950 and encodes 249 amino acids. The transcript has 10 exons. The record is from RefSeq and is a predicted model, not a curated record. Lineage: Eukaryota; Metazoa; Chordata; Actinopteri; Blenniiformes; Blenniidae.
GCCUGUUCCGCGGCCGCUCGGUCAUUUUCGCUUCUUUGUUUUACUGAUAGUGGAUUUAACUCGGAUUCAGCCCAACAUCCAGCGGAUCGUGCUGCUCCCGAACAGGCUUCGAUGAGGGGCUCUCCAUGAUGAGCAGCUAACACCGCCGGCCACUCAACCACAGGAAGAGACGUGGCUGCUGCACCAUCCACAGGCGACGCAUGGCGGUAUUAGGGAACCCCGACAUGCUGACGAGGAAGAUAAAGCUGUGUCACAUCAACGCCCACAUCACAUGUCGUCUGUGUGAGGGCUACUUGAUCGACGCCACCACCGUCACCGAGUGCUUACACACCUUCUGCAGAAGCUGUCUAGUGAAGUAUCUGGAGGAAAACAACACGUGUCCCACGUGUAGGAUUGUUAUUCAUCAGAGCCAUCCACUGCAGUACAUCGGCCAUGACAGAACAAUGCAGGACAUCGUCUAUAAGCUGGUACCGGGACUUCAAGAGGCGGAGAUAAAGAAACAGAGGGACUUCUAUCAGAAGUUGGGGAUGGAGGUUCCCGGUGACAUUAAAGGAGAACUCUGUAACAUGAAGACUCAUCUAGAUCAGCGUAACGGCGACGCCAAAUCGGAAGACACGGCCAAUAAGGAGGCGGGAGAGGAGAAGCCAGAGGAGGAUAACGACUAUCAUCGCAGCGAUGAGCAGGUCAGCAUCUGCCUGGAGUGCAACAGCAGCAAGCUUCGGGGUCUGAAGCGCAAGUGGAUCCGCUGUUCGGCACAAGCCACGGUCCUCCACCUCAAGAAGUUCAUCGCCAAAAAGCUCAACCUGACGUCAUUUAACGAGCUGGACAUUUUAUGCAACGAAGAAAUCCUGGGGAAGGACCACACUUUGAAAUUUGUUGUUGUGACCAGAUGGAGAUUUAAGAAAUCGCCCCUCCUGCUCCAUUACAGACCCAAGAUGGAUCUGCUGUAGCUGCAACCCUUCUUGUUUUUUUUUUUUUUUUUCCCCUCCUUGUUUUUGUUGUUGUUGUUUUUUUUUUUCCUGGUUGGCCCAGUGGUCAGCGGACUGUGCCGAAACAUUUUUAAAUUUUUACAUUUUUUUUUUAUUUUUUUUUUAAUUUAUGCAAAGACGAUCAACCAACACCAAGCAAAUCACCCGACUGUAAAACGUCAACACAACAAGCCAGCA